UUGAAAAGAGCAUCCUCGUGAAUUUUUUUUUGUUUCAAAGUGCAAUAAAACUCCCAUUAAUAGUAUAAUAUUAUAAGAAUAUCACAGUGUAGGAAAGGAGGAUUCUCUAAAGCAUAAGUUUCGGUCAUAAAAAACCGAAAACAUAGGUUAAAAGGCCGUCGACACUAGCUGACAUGGCCGCCAAGUAAACUCUUGUGUUCGUGACUGACUGUGCGCAACAGGCGGCCUUGCGUUUCUUCACCCUCUAAAUAUAUACAGUGCCACCCUUGAUGUGCAGUGUCAAUUCAGAGCCAAUGCGACCCUUUCGGCAAGGAUUAAUGAAUGCCUGCAUCCGAACGGACGUUAUCCCGGUAGAUUACGGUAGCCGAGAAGAUAUUUUCCAGGAAUUUAAAAAACGUUCGAUCUUCAAAAGCAAGAGGGACAUUUAUUUCCAACACUUUUCAGGAAUGUGAAACAAUUGGAGACGAUGACGGACCAAGGUGGAGCCUGGUGCGGCCCAGGCCGCUAGCUACCUAGCCAUAUGGCUAGUCAUGGAGGCCCCACAUCCUUGCCGCGCACCCACCGUCCGCGGCCGCCUAUCAUGAAUGUUCCCCCCAUCACGGCCCCCCUGGCUCCGUUGCGGCCUGCGCCACCCGUAACCCUCACACUUCCUAGACCUGAGAAUGAACGUGCCACCAAUGAAUACGUCGAGACACCCUUCAGGGCCGCUCCGCCGUCUCCGCCGCCCCUGCAGCCUCCUAGGACGCAGAGGCCCACGCGGUUGGUGCUGCCUCCUCCGCCUCCUGUACCCGUCACCAAGCAGCCCGCCGCCGCAGCCAGUUUCAGUAAACAACCGCUUCCAGAGUGCGCGACGAGGCCUUCGAUCAUGUGCCCGGAGUGCGGGAGAUGCCGUUGCGAGUCAUGUCAAAAACCUAGGCCGUUGCCGCAAAAGUGGGUCUGCAACAAUUCGUGUUUGGUGUCCGCGGACAGUGUCAUUGACUAUGCGUCCUGUUUGUGUUGUGUCAAGGGACUCUUCUACCAUUGUUCGGAAUCAGACGGGGGCGAGAGUUGUGCGGACGAUCCGUGCGGCUGCGGACCAGACCGAAGAGCCGCACGCUGGGGGUGCCUCACGGCACUGUCGUGCGUUUUGCCCUGUUUGUGGCUGUACUGGCCUCUCCGAGGAUGUAAAAGAGCAAUCGAGGCAUGCUACGCCCGACAUUCGAGGACUGGAUGCCGUUGCGGACCACCCCUACCCACUCCCGAGAAGAGAUUGUUGGACUCGAGUCCUGAUUUUUAGAACGCGAGUGCGCUCGACUGCCUUUGUGUACCUAUUAUUAUAACUAUAUUAAUUUAUUUUUUGUAAAUAAGUGUAAUUUCUAACUGUUCAUAAUAGUGAUAUUCCGAGCUUCUUUACUGAGUGCCCUCGUCUUGGAAUUCGGUAUGGACUGCGAAGAUGGACUUGCGACGCGUGAUGUGCUGUUGUAAAUAGUUGCGCUUUGUUUGGGGGCACCAGUGACCGCAGCGGGUCUCCAGUAUUAUCUAGUCCAGCGUUGAGAAAUGGCCAUUUUCAGUUGGUCCCUAUGUGAACAUAAAAUAUAGCUAUUUUCUUAAUUAUCACACUUAGACUUCCGAGAUUAUGACUGUUGCACGUAGACCAAUUGGAAGUGACUACAUCUGUAUGACUGAGGAGUAUGAAUGAAUGAUAAUGUAGGAAUGUGUAUAUACAUAUAUAAGCCUAUUUCCUCUGAUAUUGUAUGGUUGUUGUUUUCCAUUCAUUACCGUUAUCUGAACCAGAAACAUGAAAACUAUUCGAAAUGUUAAAAUAAAUAAAAGCAAACCCAAAAGUAUGUAAUGAUUUUUAAAUCCCUUUUUUUCAGUUCCUUCAAUUUUAUAUUUACUUUUAGAGCGUCGCUCUUCAAGCGGUGCAGAAUAAUAGAAGUAUAAGCAAUUACUGCACCUGUUCCCGGCGAAUCUUGCACACUGGCUCUAGUACUGACAUAUACUUCAGUUUUAAGUACAUGACGUAUCUAUAAUGAGAAAAUUGAACACGUCAUGAUGAUUUCAGAGGAAACUAGGUAGCAUUUUUAUAUAAAAGGUUUUAGUCGCGCUAUAUCUCUAUAUAUAUUACUUACAAAACGUACAUGAAACAUCUAUCGUAUAAUAAUCAACGCGGAUGGAAAUCAUAAAGUUAAUUCACAUCGUAAAGAGCCAAGUUUAUCAUUUCAAUGAAAUAUAAAAGUACAUAUUAAUAAAACCAGACUGUAAACGUUAGAUUCGUAAUAUAAAAAUUGGAUUGUAUUAUAAUUUGUCUGGUUAUGUGAUAAGAAAACGGCGAUAAACUUGCCUUGUCAAUGUGAUCUUUAUUGACGCAAUCUAUUCAAAUUCUCAGGCAUUCGUUCAUAAAAUUAUCGUUCGACGAUCUUGAUUUAAAAAAAAAAAUAUGUUUUUACUAUCAGUUUAAAUAAUGGAAGGGCUGUAUUUAUAUAUCUAUACACACCGUGACUUUAGAGCCCCAAGGUCAAAUUUCAUAUUAAACUGAUUUCAAAAUUCAUCCUAAGCUCCUCUUUAUUUACUCGUAUAAAAUUUCGUAUAUUUCAAAUUGUACAUCAUAAACGUUAUCGAGUUUUAUGUGAAAACAUUUUCGCAGUUAUUGUGGAGUACCUAAAUUAAUAAUUUGACAUACAAGUUUAUAUCGCAGUUUUUAUUUUUUUCCAUAUUGGUACCAUUUGGUCUGACUUAUACAUACAAACAUACACACACAUAUAUAUCAUUAUCUUAUAAGCAUUCUUUAUUAUAUAGUUAAAUAUAUAUGAUAUUAUAUGGUGAAUAUUUUCAACCCAUUUAAAGUGUAUAUGUUAGAAAUACAAUUUUAACGGAAUUUCAAACAUUUCUAUCUAAAUUUAAUCUACAUUUGUUUCAUUGAAAGUAGUAAUUAAAAUUUGGCAUGCUGUUGUAAUUUUCAAAUGUGUCAUCUCUAUUCUCGAAUAGAUUGCUCUUUUUGUAAGUAUGUAUAUUAGUCUGCAGAUUUUACGAUAACAAAGUUUUUAAAUUCUAUUUUCUAGUUACGCAUUAAAUGCCAAGGAAAGUAGGCGCCCACUUGAAAUUUUGUUACCGUAAGUCUUGUGUGAAAAUGGAGGGUAGUACUCUCAUGAGUGCCAAACGGCGCUAGCUAUAUAGCAAUUGUAUACAUGUACAUAUAAAUUCUGUAAUAUUAUUAUCUAAUAUUAAUAACAAAGA
Messenger RNA from Anoplophora glabripennis (Asian longhorned beetle), 3216 nucleotides. It is a transcript of the gene sty, whose product is annotated as protein sprouty. Gene Ontology annotation, biological process: multicellular organism development; negative regulation of MAP kinase activity; animal organ development. NCBI's taxonomy places the organism in Eukaryota, Metazoa, Arthropoda, Insecta, Coleoptera, Cerambycidae. The coding region runs from base 521 to 1276 and encodes 251 amino acids. Gene Ontology annotation, cellular component: membrane; cytosol. The transcript is spliced from 3 exons. The record is from RefSeq and is a predicted model, not a curated record.